AGCUCAACCUCUGCAGCAGAUUCUCUCUAAAGAUAUUUAAGCAUGCAGACAUUUCAAGAGGCAACUCUCACGUUUUCUGUGUUUGGACAAUUGGCAAUUCUGCUCCACUGUCUUUGUGCGCACUUCGUUCUGCACAGUCCCCCCUCCGUCCUAUUUGGCUAUGGCAGAGUAGUGACACACACACACACACACUCGGCAUGCCCUCCCCAUAUUUGUUUGACAGCUCUAAAAAUAGUUCCCCGGACCAGUUUGGCCUUAUCAAGUUCCAGCUGACUUCUACAACUGAUACAGGCAGGGGGGAUUUGUCAGAAACUAGGAAAAAUCGAGGAGUUCUCUCAUCGUGGAUCCCACUUCAUCUGACCUGAUGGAGGAAACUGUGUUGGAGGAACCUAUCUGUGAAGAAGCCGUAUUGGCUGAAGAAAUCCCAGAGGUGAAGCCCGCAGCAAUGGUGAAUAAGAAUGGUGUGAAAGCGGAGGCUGCUACUGCUAGUGGGGGUGGGGAUGUUGCUAGUGGGGGUGUUGCUAGUGGGGGUGGAGGUGCUGCUAGUGGUUUUAGCGGCACUAAGAUCUUCACCUGGUUCAUGGUUCUGGCUCUGUUGGGGGUGUGGAGCUCCGUGGCAGUGGUGUGGUUAGAUCUGGUGGACUACGACAAUGUCAUUGCGAGAGCAAAGGAAUUCCCUUUGAACUUUUCAGAGGUUUUACAAGGUAAACUUUCAGCGUAUGACGCAGAUGGCGACGGGGACUUUGAUGUGGAGGACGCCAAAGUACUACUUGGCUUGACCAAAGAGGGCGGUGAAAUUACUAAUGAAAACGCAGAUUCCCUAGAGGAAAUCUUCGGUAUUUUAGCCGAGGAGGGCUCAGAUUGGUUUCACGGCUUCUUCACGUUUCUCUAUGACGUGAUCUCUCCUCCCGUAGAGAAGGUGGAGGAUCCAGAGAGUGAGACAGCAGAGGAGGAGGGUGAUGCUGACGAGAAAGAGGUCAAAACUGCUGCUCCCAAAAAGGAAACGCUGAAAAAAGAGGACAAGAAAAAAGCUGAGAAUAUUGUAGAGGUUCCCGUUCCAAAAACAGAAAAGACAAAAGGUAGCCUACUAUUUAAUGGUGAUCAGAGUCCUGGAGAGGUGGCUUCUAAAAAGAACAGAACAAAAGGAGUGAAAGAGAGGCCGGUUUCUCUGGUGCAGAAGGAAGCCAAGGAAGAAUCUGCUGUGGAAGAACAAACCGAGCCCAUUGUGGAGGAAGUCAUCCAGACAACAGAGGGGACUGAGGAAGAAGGUCAGCUUCCACCGAACCCAUCACAGGAGCAGCAGGCCCCUGAAGGUGAGAGUCCGGACGCAGUGGGAACUACCGCCAAAGCAGAAGAUGCAACUGAGGAAUCUUUUGAGGGGAAACUGGCGGUUGAGGCAGGAUCGUUUGAGGCUGAGGCUGCUGUCCAGGUAGAGGAAAAGGAGCCAGUGGCAGUAGAGGAGAAAACAACACAGGAAGAUUCAGAAGGAAAUGCAGAGGACCAACCAGAGGAUAUGCUCCAAUACAAAGCCAAGAAGAAGAAGCCUAAACUCCUGAAUGCAUUUGAGAAAACGAUCAAGGCGGAAAUUGACGCGGCUGAGAAGUUACGUAAAAAGGGGAAAGUGGAGGAGGCUGUCCGGGCUUUUGACACUCUAGUUCAGCAGUACCCCCAGAGUCCAAGGUGUCGCUAUGGGAAAGCCCUGGCCGAAGAUGACCUGGCAGAGAAGAUGCGCAGCAACGACAUGCUGCAGAAGGCCCUCAGCACGUACAAGGAGGCGUCAGAGCUGCCCAACGCCAUGCCUGACCUCAUCAAGGCCACACUGAAGAAACGGGCCGAGCGUCAGCAGUUCUUAGGUCGUAUGAGGGGUGCCUUAGCCACGUUGGAGAAGUUGGUACAGAUCUUCUCUGAGGACGUGGCCCUGAAGAACGAUCUGGGUGUGGCUCACCUGCUCAUCGGAGACAACAAGAGCGCCAAGAGGGUCUACGAGGAGGUGUUGGCCAUUGCACCAAGUAACGGCUUUGCUAAAGUCCAUUACGGCUUCAUCCUCAAAUCAGAAAAUAAGAUAGCAGAGAGCAUCCCAUUCCUCAGGGAUGGUUUGGAAUCAGGGGACCCUGGCACAGACGACGGCAGAUUUUACUUCCACCUCGGAGACGCUUUGCAAAGAAUGGGAGACGACAGUGCCUACAAGUGGUAUGAGAGAGGGCACCAGAGAGGUCACUUUGCCUCCGUAUGGCAGCGAUCUCUCUACAAUGUGGACGGUCUCAAAGCCCAGCCAUGGUGGACGCCCAAGGACACUGGCUAUAUGGAUCUAAUCAAGACCCUGGAGAGGAACUGGAGGACCAUUAGGGACGAGGCCCUGUCAGUGAUGGAUAAAACCACCGGCCUCUUUGUUCCAGAAGAGGAGAACCUCAGAGAAAAAGGGGAGUGGGGCCAGUUCACACUCUGGCAACAAGGCAAGAAGGCAGGGGAGUCCUGCCACAGUGUUCCAAAGACCUGUGGCCUGUUGGAGCGCUACACAGAGGCAACAGGCUGCAAGAGAGGACAGAUCAAGUUCUCGGUGAUGCAGCCUGGUACUCACGUCUGGCCCCACACGGGGCCCACAAAUUGUCGCCUGCGCAUGCACCUGGGCCUGGUCAUCCCCAAGACAGGCUGUAAGAUCAGGUGCACCAACGACACCAGGGCUUGGGAGGAGGGGAAAGUGCUCAUCUUUGAUGACUCCUUUGAGCACGAGGUGUGGCAGGACGCCGACAGCUACCGGCUCAUCUUCAUCGUGGAUGUGUGGCACCCCGAGCUCACCCAGUACCAACGGCAGACUCUCUCCCCCAUUUAAAGAAUGUAUGGUAAAAUGACCCCAGCACUCACCUACUGGAGUGCUGGGGUUAACACUCAUAAGAACGGAAGGGUCCAUAGUAUCUGGUCUCUGUCUGUCCACACAUUCCUUCACAUUCGGCCAUUUUAGGUCAAAGGUGACAAAUGUGACUUCAUUUUGGAACCGUCUAGAAGAGUUACUGAAGGCCCUGUCAAAUUGGAAAAAGCCUUAGUGACACUUUGGAACAUUGACUGCUAACUGUGGUACUCACCAACUUGGUUUUUAGGCCAAAAUGUGGACUUACGGUAAGGUGUGGGUUUAAUAUCACAUAGGCUGUGUUGUAAAUGUAUCACAAGUGCAUUCUUGUUUUUCAUUAGUCAACCAAAGUGCCAUGUGUCUGAAACAUACCUAACAUACAAACGGUAACUGAACAAAACGUUAGUAUUGCAGCUAGUGAGUUUACUGUUGUAUAGUUACUGAUAUAAUUUCUUAAAGAGAUCGUUUUCCUGGUUUUUAUCCCAAUCUUAAUCGUUUUCUUUCCUCAAGAAAAGUUAUUUGAUGAUUUUCAUGUUCAAGUCUUCCAAAACGUGAGGUAAGAACUCAAAUAAGAUUAGAGUAACACGGAAAACUAUCCCGUUAAGAUGUUGCUAAGCUAGCUAAACCUCUGCUAGCUGUUGUUUCUCGAACACUUGAUUUGGUUAUUACACAGCUCUUAUUGCAUGUAAUGGUCAUGCAUUAACUUCAUGUUACUUCCAUAGCUUUAUACAGUAAUCUGCAUCUUACUUUAUUUUGGGGUUCUAUUUUUAGUAAUACAGAAACACUGCUUAUUAGGUCAUUCCAUUUCACUCGUAUGAUUUUCGCAUGUCACUUUAGAUUAAUGGAUGGGACAUCACAAUGCCAAGAAUGUUUUUAUUGCAGAAUUAAUAUUGUAAAAAAACAUAUUUUUGUACGCUGACAUAUUUUCAACUGUGCCUUGACCUGGGAGCACACACAGCCCAUUAUACUCAACAGGCUUGUCUUUGUAAUUUAAAGUCCUGCCAAACUUGUGUAUUUACAUUCUUAAAUGUAUCAAAUAUGAACAUUUUGACUGAAGGCAUAUAUUUUGUACAUGCAUAACAUUUGAAUGUUUUAUAAGAUGCUAAUUUACCUGUGUAAAAGUUAGGCAGGAGCAUGUUGAAUGUACACCAGUCUUGUCACACUGCAUUCCAAACCUGGGUCAAAAUAUGUCAAAUACUUCCCAAUACUUCAAAUGCGCUUAAUUUAGUUUGCCUUGUACAAUGGAAUAGUCCCUAAGAGGAGAAGUCCGAGCUAAAUAAAGUGCACUACAUAGGCUAUACUUGAGUAUUAGAAAGCAUUUCACCCAGGUCUGCUGCAUUCCAGGUAUAGCAAAGCUGACUAGAAGGGGUCUUUGCUUGACCAAUGUUGAUUUUCUAAUGGAAAAAGAAAUGCCGAAGCAUAUUCUUCUAGAUGUUGUUAUUUAAUUACUCUCUAUGUGCGUUGGUAAUCCGCUUCAUCGCAGCAAUGAAAUCAUGUCCAAAUCAGUCCAGUGGGAUUCUGCUGAGUUCAUGUGCUAUCAGAAUAAUCAGAAACUCAGGACUAAGAAAUUCCUGGCAAGCCCGCGGACUCAUCAUAGCUACCUGUUUCAGAUGUCCAAAACCGCUCAUACUGAUCUUACGGGUAGGAAAUACGAGUGGGAAACUGGGGUAACAUCAAUGUACCCCACGUUUCCUACUUCAGAGGAGUAUGUAAACAUAUCAUAAUGCCAUGGGUCGGAGUCAUUCGUUAGGACGAUUGGAUGUCAUCCUGUCUGCCCAAAAAAGGAUGAACUUUUCACCCAAGUGUGGCUGUCUGUCAUGGACACGGGUGUCUUGGGGGUCUGUUUGGGCUGUGAUAACACAUUCAAGUUAUCCUCCUGGCUUCAAAAUAGUUUCUUAGUUACAAUGGGGUAGUAAAUCAAGCACGUUCACAAAAGCCACAUCGUUUUGAGAAUUAUUUCACCUUUUGUGGUACUCUGUUAUGAAUCUAUCACUUUUUGUAGUGUUGAAAUCACUGAACUGUUCCAUCUGUUGUAACUUGGCCUGCCAAGUAAGUAAUGCAUCUUUCAAUUCUGUUUUGUAUGUUGCACUGAAUAAUUGUAAACUAAAUAGCUUCUUUUCAGUAAAUGAAAAAUGAGGUCAAA
This is a messenger RNA of Oncorhynchus mykiss (rainbow trout), 4988 nucleotides long. The record is from RefSeq and is a predicted model, not a curated record. Lineage: Eukaryota; Metazoa; Chordata; Actinopteri; Salmoniformes; Salmonidae.